AUGGCUAGAAGGGAGCUGACUGUCAUCAAAGGGACAUUUUUAUUGACUCUGUUGUUGAUAUUCUUUGUGGCCUGCUAUGUCCAUCUUUUUGGUCAGGAAGCCAGUGAAUGUGACGGAAAUGACGUCAUCAUCAAUGCCAAACUCUCCUUCCAUAAAAUAAAGUUGGCAAGUUCCAUAACAGAUAAAUUCCCUAAUUAUAAACUGUUUUACUAUGGGAAGGAGGAAAACGAUUUGAGGAAACUGAACGGUCAGCCCAUAUUAUUCAUACCUGGUCACUCUGGCUCACAUUUGGAUGUUGCCGGCCUGGGGUCAUCCCUGCAUAGAAUAAUUAAAAAGUUGAAGAUAACCACCUUUCAUUUUGAUGUCUUUGCUCUUGAUUUCAAUCAGGAGCUGUCAGGAUUUUAUGGUGGGGUUAUUAAACCUCAGACGGAAUUCAGCCAGGAAUGCAUAGACCAGGUACUGUUGUUGUACAGCUCUCGGAAUAACAACAUCAAGCCAGAGUCUGUCGUCAUUAUCGGCCAUCACAUGGGUGGAAUAGUGGCUAGAUCUCUCUUCUUAUUGGCUAGUUUUGACAGGUCGUCAGUGCAAACCAUUGUCACGUUAGCCACACCCCAUAUAUUUCCACCAGUAGCAGUCUUCGAUUCGGUGAUGGCUUCCGUGUACACGAAUGUUAAUGAGUACUGGGCCAAAAAGAUGUUGGAUGCUGUGGUGUUCAUCUCAAUUGGGGGAGGAGUCAAUAAUUUGAUCGACAGACAACAAUUCGCGAAAGUUGAUAAGGUGGUCACCGAGCUAGCAAGAGCCCUGUAUGACACUGUCGACAAGAAAAGCAAUAGGAUAUCGGCAGACGCGAGCCACGUGCACAGCUCAUUUCAAUAUCAUUUCGAGAAAAAUUCUGGGCCCGUCUAUCAAAAGAUGAACUAUGACCUAAUGACCAACAUUGAGGUCAGCAUUCCUUGGAAGGUCAAGAAAAAAAAGACGUUCAAAUUUGUUGAACGAAAUGUAUCGGCAGCAUCGUACGUCGUCAUGACGAUGGCGAAAGUGAACGCCCCCAACUACGGCUUCCUGGCGCUGACCAAUAUCGAUGAUCCGUCAUGGGUGGGGGCAUGCACUUUGAAUGGCAAGGAGGUCAAGUGUAAGCAGAUGGGCAACUUCGCCAGGUAUGCCAACCUCAUUCCUCCCACCAAUCUUAAUAUCAAGAUGGUGAUGUUGAAUUCAGAUCGCUUGGACAUGUUCACUCACUGGAUCAUCAGAGUUCCACACUCGUCACAACCAAUGUUGAUGAUGAUGGAAAUGUACAAGCUGUCGAACCGCACGACCACCCACCGCGUCACAUCUCUUCAUGACGUUAUCCUCUCGCCCAUCCAAUCGUUGACCGAGGAUAAGAUCAUCAUCAACACCACACGUUCCUCUCACCUCUUCUACAACAUCUCUCUCUCCGGCUUCGUCAGUAUCUUCCAAGCAUACACCAUCAAGUUCAAAUGUGUGAGAUGUGGAGGAAGGAGUGAGGGUGAGUAA
Messenger RNA from Helobdella robusta, 1515 nucleotides. RefSeq lists its product as hypothetical. Gene Ontology annotation, molecular function: phosphatidylinositol deacylase activity. Gene Ontology annotation, biological process: endoplasmic reticulum to Golgi vesicle-mediated transport; GPI anchor metabolic process. Gene Ontology annotation, cellular component: endoplasmic reticulum. Lineage: Eukaryota; Metazoa; Annelida; Clitellata; Rhynchobdellida; Glossiphoniidae. The coding region runs from base 1 to 1515 and encodes 504 amino acids. The record is from RefSeq and is a predicted model, not a curated record. The transcript has 15 exons.